AUGUCUGCUAAAAAGGAUAUGCGAAGGGCGGACCUUGUCAUUCCCUACGUCGAGCCCAAAGAUGAGAAGCCCACCGAUUUCAGCUCGACUAUAACGAGCACCAUGCCUAUGGCAGCUAUGUUUACAAGAAAUAGGAUGCUUGGCUGGUUUUCUCUAUUAACAGCACUCUUGAAUUGGUUGGGAGAGACACCAGCCCAGAGACAGAGUCCUAACGGGACGCCCGCAUAUAUGUCCUUUGGCAUGGCUGCACUGAGCACCGACUCAUACGUUCCAGACAUAUAUGCCCCUGUUUCUACCGCCACCGCCAAACGCAAGAGGACCACCAGCGCCAGCACCCGCCGCUUCAACAUAGCGAUUGGUCCAAGCAGCAUUGGGGGUUUCCACGGGAAGAACGGCCGAGAAAUCCUCCCGUUCCUCGAGACAAACGAGUUUAUGUCAACUAUCCAAAACCUCAAAACCUUUGGUAAGCCGACCCCUCUUCUCACCCCCUCUCGCCACCUCGCAGCCGACGCUCAUCGCCCAAACAACUCGCCUCUAUCGUGUGCCUCGACAGCGCCAGAUUUUGGGAGUGACUGUUUGAGAGCAUGGUUGAAACCCGCUGUCGACUACCACGACCCUUACCCCUUCGCGGAGGCCGACGACGACACUGGGGAAGCGAAGCAAUCCCAGAAUUACAUCCACAUUCGUAUCCAGCAGCGCAAUGGUCGUAAGACUCUGACCACCGUCCAAGGCCUUCCGAAGAAAUUCGACCAGAAGAAGAUCCUCAAGGUCAUCAAGAAGAAAUUCGCCUGCAAUGGCACAAUCGUCACGGACAGCGAGAUGGGCGAGGUGAUCCAGCUCCAGGGUGACCAGCGCAAAGAUGUUCAAGAAUUCUUGGUCGCCAAGGACGGCCUCGAGCUCGAUGCAAAGACUAUCAAGGGCCCACCAUCAUAUGGCGAUGCUUUUGUUCCACGCAACGGGAGCCUCCGUUAUGCUGCUACUGAUCCUACCAAUCCGUCCCGCUCUCCUCCGACUGCCCAGCCUGGCCCCGCGCCUGGCGGCGUCGUCGUCGAGAAUGCCAACAUCGCCAGUGUCGCCAUGUCAGCUCGAUAUCCCCGGGUAGCCGUCCUCCUGGGCGUCCAGCCUCGCUGGCACGUGCCGCUGCUGCUCUGUCGGGCCCUCUCGACCGUGUCGGCCGCGUGGUGGGCUUGCCAGACCUGUUUCAGCAUCUAUCGACUCAUCUCGGUCUACGGCACGACGGGAGCGACAGCGGCGUCCUCCACCUCCUUGUUGUCAGCAGGUGGCAGUGGUGGGACGAGUGUCGGUGGUGGCGGUAGUGCUGGACCUGGACCUGGUGGUUCGCUUUUGGAGAAUCGGAUCUUCAGGCGCAUGGCUGUGGCACAAGUAUGCUUGAGCUUUCUCUGGGCCGGCGCUGCAGCGUACCUCGCACACAUGUUCGCGUCGUCACUGAUGUCGCGGUGGCUGCUGCACUACAGCCCCCUGGCGGUGCUGGUGCGGCUGUGCAGCCUUUCGAUAUUGCUGUCGUUCGGGUGCCUACAGAUCUUCCGGGCCACGCAGGCCACGGAGCCGGACCUGCUCCAGCUCAGCCGCAGCCUGCUCGCGUGGAUCGCCAUCUCGAUCGGCCUGAUGCUCGCCUACUUCUGCACGCAGCAGGACAUAUUCUCGGCCGACCACGACGACCGCGACGACCGCCGCCGCCGCCAGAUCCUCCGCCUCAAGUGCCUCUACGUCAUCUCCGCCUGCAGCCUCUUCAGCCUGCUGGUCCUCGUCGGCAUCGUCCAGCUGGACCACGACACCGGAAUGUCCCUGAAAGGGAUGAUUGCCGCCGCUAUCGGGAGCGCGAGCGAGGGAGGGGAUGGCAGUGCCGGCCGGGGCUGGGGCCUCGCGAGGCCUCUACACGAUUGGCUCGUGACUUGCAAGGCGUUGGCGUCUGAUCUGUCACAACAAUGGCGCAGGUUCGCUUCCGGCGCCGCUAGAUUUGGAGCCGAAUUGUGA
Fonsecaea nubica is the source of this 1995-nucleotide messenger RNA. RefSeq lists its product as hypothetical. Gene Ontology annotation, biological process: cellular response to oxidative stress; translational initiation. The coding region runs from base 1 to 1995 and encodes 664 amino acids. Gene Ontology annotation, molecular function: translation initiation factor activity; RNA binding; ribosomal small subunit binding. The transcript is spliced from 11 exons. Lineage: Eukaryota; Fungi; Ascomycota; Eurotiomycetes; Chaetothyriales; Herpotrichiellaceae. The record is from RefSeq and is a predicted model, not a curated record. Gene Ontology annotation, cellular component: endoplasmic reticulum membrane; eukaryotic 43S preinitiation complex.